This is a messenger RNA of Neoarthrinium moseri, 3930 nucleotides long. RefSeq lists its product as uncharacterized. The transcript has a single exon. Bases 1 to 3930 code for a protein of 1309 amino acids. Gene Ontology annotation, cellular component: nucleus; Mre11 complex; condensed nuclear chromosome. Gene Ontology annotation, molecular function: ATP hydrolysis activity; double-stranded telomeric DNA binding; single-stranded telomeric DNA binding. The record is from RefSeq and is a predicted model, not a curated record. Gene Ontology annotation, biological process: telomere maintenance via recombination; chromosome organization involved in meiotic cell cycle; telomere maintenance via telomerase. Lineage: Eukaryota; Fungi; Ascomycota; Sordariomycetes; Amphisphaeriales; Apiosporaceae.
AUGUCGAAAAUCGACAAGCUGUCCAUCUCGGGCGUGCGCUCCUUCGCGCCCAUGAGCCGGGAGACGCUCCAGUUCUUCUCCCCGCUCACCCUGAUCGUCGGCUACAACGGCUCCGGCAAGACCACCAUCAUCGAAUGCCUCAAGUACGCCACCACCGGCGAGCAGCCCCCCAACAGCAAGGGAGGCGCCUUCAUCCACGACCCCAAGCUGUGCGGCGAGCGUGAGGUCCUGGCCCAGGUCAAGCUGCGCUUCAUCACCCCGCCCGAGACGAGCCAUGUCGUCACCCGGAGCAUCCAGGUCACCGUCAAGAAGACGGCCAGAUCCAUGAAGACCCUCGAGAGCUCCCUCGAGACCAAGCGCCUGGGCGAGCGCAGCUCCCGCACCUCCAAGCAGGUCGACAUGGACUCCCUCGUCCCCGAGACCCUCGGCGUCGCCCCCGCCAUCCUCGAGUCCGUCAUCUUCUGCCAUCAGGACGAGUCCCUCUGGCCCAUGAGCGAGCCCAGCGCCCUCAAGAAACGCUUCGACGAGAUCUUCGAGGCCCAAAAGUACACCAAGGCCAUUGACAACCUCAAGGUCAUCCGGAAGAAGCAGGGCGAAAAGAAGAAUCUGCUGGCCCAAAAGUUGGAUCACUGCAAGUCCGACAAGGAGAAAGCCGACCGCUGCCAGAAACGGUGCGAUGUUCUACAGCGCGAGAUCGACCACCUCGUCGAGCUGACGGAUGCACAUGACACCGAAAUGGACCUCGCCGCCAAGGCGGCCAAGGAGAAGCAUGAGCAGGCCAACAGUUUCCUCGACAUUGUCCACGAGCUCAGGAAUAAAGAGCACCAGCUGACCAUCCGCGAGGAGAGUGUCGACGAGCUCAAGAGAAGCAUCGACGAGCUAGAUGAGUCCGACGACUGGCUUCAGGAAACCCUCGCCCAGUACGAGGCCAAGGUCGCCCGCUACGAGGAGGAACUGGAGCAGAACAAGCUCCAGUACGCCGAGUACCAGAAGGAGAUGCAGAAGCUACGCAGAGAUCUCGAUGCCAAGAUGUCGGAGCGAGGCAAGCUUCAGUCAGACAAGGAGCGGUAUGAGCGCCAACUCGAGUCCCGCAUCGAGUUGGUCCACCAGGCCGCCGAGGUUCACGCCAUUCGUGGCUUCGAUGGCGAUCUGGACGAUCCGCAGGUCAAGCAGUUCACCGAGCGACUCCAGAAGAUGUUCAACGACAAGAAGCGCGAGCUCGAGCACCUGCAGAAGGAGAACGGCGAGGAGCAGGACAAGAAGACGGCAGUCAUCACCGAGCUCGAAGGUCGCAAGUCCUCACGAACCCAGGAGCGGCACACCGCCAAGAACCGAAUAGGCGCUCUGGAGAAGAGGAGCACCGUCGUGCAGAAUCAACUCAGCUCCAUUGAUGUCGAUGAGGGCGCCAAGGCUGUCUUGGAUGCUUCCCAUGGCGAGAUCGAGCAACGCCUCCAGAAGUCAUUGCAAGAGCUUCAGGGAUCAGGCGUCGACGCAAAGAUACAGCAAGAGAACGAGAGCCUCUACAAGCUCGAGGCUGAAAGCGACCGGCUUGGCCGCGAGCUGAUGGAAUGUUCUAGGCAGGCCGAUGACAGAGCGCAACUCAUCGUGCACAAGAAUGCCCUCGAGGAAAAGAAGCGCAAGCUGGAGUCGCUGAGAAACACUUGGAGCGACAAGGUUUCCGCCCUGGUCGGAAGUUCCUGGAAAGUCGAGUCGGUGGAGAAGGACUAUCAGCAGAUACUUCAAGAGAAGACCAAAGCACUUGAGGAGACUACCCGGAAGCGUGAUGACGCUCGGCAGAACCAGAAGCAGGCCCAGUUCUCCCUCUCGAAUACGAGAGAGAAGGUGAAGAAGAGGGAUGCCGAGCUUGAAAGGUGCAAAGAGGCUGUUCGAGAUGCUCUGAAGGAGUGCGAACCCGGCGAAACACCCAUCAUCGACGACCUACCCAGCAAAAUUGAGGAGUACGAGGAUAAAACCUUGACUUUGGAAAAGGACGUAUCUCUGUUUGAUGCCAUGAAGGACUUCUACCUCAAGUGCCAGAAGGCGAUGAACAAGAACAACAAGUGCCUCCUCUGCGAUCGUGCAUUCGGAGGUGCCGCGGAGAAGGCCAAGCUUAUCCAGCGGAUCAAGGAGGGCAUUGACGACAACAAUAAGACGCAGACGCAGGAGGACCUGGAUGCCUGUGAGGAACAGCUAGGCAAACUGCGUCUUGCCCGUCCGUACUAUGACACGUAUAUGAAGCUGUCAGAAGAGAAGCCUGAGCUCGACAGAGAACUUCAGACUGCUAAGGAGCAAGAAGCAGAUAGCGUCAGUAGGCUGGAAGAGAUGGACGAGACGGUCCGCGAGAAGACAGAAGAGCGACAGGAUGUUGAGUCCAUGAGCCGGACCAUCUCAGACAUCGCACAUACUCAUCGUGACAUCGUCGAGGCCGAGGUGCAAGUUGACAGGCUCAUGUCUCAGCAGCACUCUGGCGGAUCUCUCCGCAGCCCUGACGAGAUCCGUGAGCUGCAAGAUAACUGCAAUGAACAGAUGAGGGCCAUCAAGAACAAGAUCAGCAAGCACCAGAGUGACAAGCAGCAAAUGAGAGACCUGGUCAGCCGCCUCGAGUUGGAGAAGGAGCAGUUGAGCAACAAGGUCAACGAUGCAACCCGACAGCUCGAGCGCAGGAGGGAUGUGCAGACUCAACUGCAGGCCAUUCGAGAUGACAUUGCCAACCAGAAGUCCACCAUCCAGCAGGCUGACCAAGACAUAAAAUCGAUUGAGCCAGACAUCACCAAGGCCAGAGCCAUCCGGGACGAUGUCAUCCAACGAGGCCGUAGCAAGGAGAAGAAGAUCACAGACGAGCGUGAUGAGCUUGCCAACUCUGUCAGCGAGCUCAAGAUGGUCGAGAGCGACAUUCGAGAGUAUAUCGAACGAGGCGGUGCUUCCAACCUUGGCAUCAACGAGCGCGCCAUCCAAGCCCUCAAGCAGACCGUCGAUCACACCGAGAAGGACAUGGGCGAGCUGGCAGUCAGGACCAACAAGCUCAAGGAAGAGAUCAGUGACAGCGGCCGCAAGAAGAAGAAUAUUAAUGACAACCUGAACUACCGCAAGAACCUUCGCCAGAUCGACACUCUGCAAGUUGAAAUCCGAAACCUGAAGUCUCGUAAUGCAGCCGAGGACUACGAUCGGCUCAUGGAGGAAUACAAGGCUCUAGAGUCUACGCGUGCAAAACUGACUGCGGAGCGAGGCGCCAUGAUGGGCCAGAUCAAGACCAAGGACGAGGAACUCAAGCAGCUCUUCAAGGACUGGGAGACAGACUACGCCGGUGCAGCCAGCAAGUACCGCGAGACACACGUCAAGCUCGAGACCACCAAGGCAGCCAUGGACGACCUGCAGAGCUACAACAACGCGCUCGACCAUGCCAUCAUGCGUUACCACGCGCUGAAGAUGGACGAGGUGAACCGAAUCACGGGCGAGCUGUGGCGGGACGUGUACCAGGGCACGGACAUCGACUCGAUCUCGAUCCGGUCCGAGAACGAGGCGUCGACAACGAGCCGGCGGGCGUACAACUACCGGGUGUGCAUGCGCAAGGGCGACACGGAGAUGGACAUGCGGGGCCGGUGCUCGGCCGGGCAGAAGGUGCUGGCGUGCAUCAUCAUCCGGCUGGCGCUGGCCGAGUCGUUCGGCACCAACUGCGGGCUGAUCGCGCUCGACGAGCCGACGACCAACCUCGACAGCGACAACAUCCGCGCCCUGGCCGUCAGCCUGCACCGCAUCAUCGAGCAGCGCCGGGCCCAGAGCAACUUCCAGCUCAUCAUCAUCACCCACGACGAGGAGUUCCUCCGCCACAUGCAGUGCUCCGACUUUGUCGACCACUUCUACCGCGUCAAGCGCGACGAGCACCAGAACAGCAUCAUCCGCAGCGAGAGCAUCAUGAAUGUCAGCGAGUGA